Messenger RNA from Ictalurus furcatus (blue catfish), 2836 nucleotides. It is a transcript of the gene zfp36l2, whose product is annotated as zinc finger protein 36, C3H type-like 2. The record is from RefSeq and is a predicted model, not a curated record. The coding region runs from base 223 to 1356 and encodes 377 amino acids. Lineage: Eukaryota; Metazoa; Chordata; Actinopteri; Siluriformes; Ictaluridae. The transcript has 2 exons. Gene Ontology annotation, molecular function: mRNA binding; metal ion binding.
CAUGUGCGACGCUCGCCAAAGCGCGACACUCCCCACACCCAGGGCUCACUGAGCGCUGAAGUGAACAGAGCAGUGCGGCGAUCUAUCUGCUCUCUCAUCUCUAUCCACUAUAAGAAUCUCCUAAGAAAAACAAAAACACAACACCAGCCGUGGAUUUAUUACUGCACACAAGGAUCCCUCCCGGUCCGACACAGUUUUUUGAGCUUGAACUUGCUGAAGAAAAUGUCGACUUCAGUACUAUCUUCCAUUUACGACUUCGACCUGUUGUACAGGCAGGAGAAAAGCCAAGGCUCUAAUGCAAUGCACCUGAACAACGUGUUGGAUAGGAGAACCGUGGGGAUCCCGCUCUCCACCUCCAAUAAAAACAAUAACAGGUUCAACGCGGGCGGCUACUUCCGGGCUAACUCCAUCAGCCACAUGGACUCCAUCAGCGGUGGCAAGGAGAGCCCUACACCAGCAUAUAUGAAUAAGGAGAACAAGUUUCGCGACCGCGCCUUUAGCGAGACAGGGGAACGUGGUCAACAGCUGCAGGAAAUGCUCCAGCCCAAGCCCGGCUCUCAGAUCAACUCCACCCGCUAUAAAACCGAGCUGUGCAGGCCUUUCGAAGAAAACGGUUCCUGCAAGUACGGCGAGAAGUGCCAGUUUGCGCACGGCUAUCACGAACUGCGCAAUCUUUCCCGCCAUCCCAAGUACAAGACCGAGCCAUGCCGCACCUUUCACACCAUAGGUUUCUGUCCAUACGGCCCGCGCUGCCACUUCAUCCAUAACGUCGACGAGCGCAGAGCCGCGCCGAAUACACAGCAGAGACUCCAGCGAGGCGAGUGCGCGCUCCCGACCGACAAGGAGUCCGCUCCGUUUUUCACGCACAAGGACAGACCCAGGUUGCACCACAGCCUGAGUUUCUCGGGUUUCUCAAGCUCUCACAGUGCCAUGAUCGAGAGCCCUACGUCUCGCACGCCGCCGCCGCCCACCCCCUGCGCGCUCUCGUUCUUCGAGGACUCACUGGCUCCGAGUCCACACUGCUUAAACGCCUUUGGGAUCCCCGAACAGGACCUCAAAGCUUUCCUCGCCCCUUUAAUCCCGCACGCCCAAAGUGCUUUCAGUGGGCAGGCCUCGUACGGGCCGCAAACGUCGCCUCCGUUCCCAGUGAGCUCGUUAGCGCCACUGCGCCUUAUCUCCGACUCCCCGCCGGUGUUUGACUCCCCACCAAGCCCUCUGGACUCCCUCUCGGACCCGGAGAGCUUCGUCAGCGGCUCCCGCUGCUCGUCCGGCACGAUCAGUGGCUCCGAGUCGCCCAGCCUGGAUUCAAACAGACGCCUGCCAAUUUUCAGCAGGCUGUCCAUCUCAGACGACUGAUUAUUAUUAUUAUUAUUAUUAUUAUUAUUAUUAUUAUUAUUAUUAUUAUUGAUUUAUUGUUGUUGUUUUUUAUUAUUAUUAUUAUUUCAUAUUAUUGUUAUUAAUAUUUUUAUUUUAUAAUAAUAACUAUAAUAAUUAUAAUAAUCAUCACAGAUGGUGUUUGUUAAGCAGGUCACCCCAAGCUUGAGGGUUUAAAAAAACAAAACAAAACAAAAAAAAAACAACAAAUAACCAAGAAGGUGCCUUAUAAUCAAGGGCUAAUCAAGGGCUCUUGUUUUUGUCCGAUAAAGUAGCUAAAUCGGGAAAAACGUGUGAUGUGCCUUGUUUUCACAGCGCCCCCAUACGGCGUGUGUCAGUCAGUGCAGUUUUUUGCUGCUGGUGGAAUGUCGCUGCAUUUAUUAAUGCGUUUUUAAGUGCUAUCAUUGCGCUUUGCUACAUGCUAUGAAAUUUAUUUAACUUAUUUAUUGUCAUGUGAAAAGUAUGGCCUCUGUGGAUCAAUUGAGUCCGUGUAGUAUUUAUCAAGUCCAAAGCAAUACAUUUAUAUUUCUUUUUAAAUUAUGAUUAUGAUCUCCAUUGUUAAUCUGGAAUCACUUGUUUUUUUUUCUAACAAUAAUAUAUUUUUGUUAUAUUUGGGGGGGUAAAUGUGUUGUAAAUAAGUUAAUAAUUUAUAAAAAUGUAUGCUAUUUAUUUCAGUUUUGUUUACGACGUGUUAUAAGAGUGGGAGCAUCUAAAGAGGCCUCAUUUCUGGGUUAGUUUGGGGUUGUUGUUUUUUUUUUUUUGGGGGGGGGGGGGCAGAGGAUCUCUGGGCAUUUGAUUUGUAUAGGAUGUAUAGGAGUCUUUACAAGGUAUAAUGUUGAACUAGCCUUCACAAUUCAAACCUUCACAAAACAUAAGGACGAUACAGACAACCAAAAAAAAUCACCUUUGUUUGCACAUAGUUGCACUAUUUCAGUCAAGUGCCAGGGAAUGUAGCAGUCACUUAUUAUCUUGAUGUUAACCUUCUAAAAUGUGCCUAUGGAGUAAAUGAUCUCACAUACUGUAGAUCAGUUUAACUAAGGAUUAUGUUUUAGUGCCUAUGUCAAGCAAAUUCAGUUGAAUGUAGUUUUUGUUUAUGUAGAUCAAGAUGACAUUGAUUUAGACUAUUUAAAUGCUUUUAUUCAGUUAAGAUCGUUUUUGUUUUGGAUCAUUUUGAAUACACCAUUCCUUAUAAUAUGAUUACAAAAUAAAUACAGUUUGUAUUUUUACUUCAUAUAGAUGAACUAAACUUGCUGGUCGGGGAAGUACUUUGAAAAUAUGUUGUAUAAUGUAGUUAACUUGUGAUGAUCAGUUGGACUACUUGGAUUGGAAGGUAAAAAAACAAUAAGUUUGAAUGUAAAGACAGGUAAGUUUGAUUCAUGAGGGAUUGUGUAUGCAGAGGCAUCAAUUUGUACUUUGAAAUAUUUUACAUUGAUAUCCUAAUAAAGAUACCUUUUAAAUAAAA